AUAAAGUAAUUUAAAAUCGAUGAACUAGUAAAUGUCAUAGUGAUAUAUAACAUUACUUUCAGCAACUGUCGUUCAUUUAACAAAAAGUUGUCGAAUGAGUGAAGUGAAGUUCAUUGACUGCGAUCAUAAAAGUCAGAAAUCUCAACAAAAUGUACAUUGCUGUUAUUUGCACCAUUCUACUUGUGUCAUCAAAUUUAGUAUCAGGAAAGAGACUAGGUAACAAACCGACAAAAAAACUAUUUCAAGAAAAAGUACUGGAUAGUCUAAGUGAAAUAAAAAAUGAGCUCAGUGAAAGGAAAGUAAUUUGUGAUCAAUCGGAGAUAUUGGAAAUUGCCAAAAGACGUAUGAAGAGAGUUGAUGACUUUGUUUUCGAUGGAUUUUUCAAUCAAAGUGAGGCAUUCGUCGAUGAAAUGUAUGAUGAGAAUGCUAUCUUAUUCAACCCAGGCCAAGAACCAAUUAUUGGAAUUCAAGCGAUAAAAGAUACAUUCAGAACGUCAUUUAAGCCGAGUAAUAAUCUUGUAACUGAGGUAAAAGAGGCGUUUCCUCUUUCGGACUGCAACGGCUUUGUGAGCAUGGCACGUCACGUUUGGACAUUAACAGAUGGGACUCUCCUAAUAAGGAGAUCAGCGAAUACAUGGAAAAAGUUGGAAGAUGGACAUUGGGUGAUGAUAAGGGACUUUCCACAUCAAGAACAAGAAAUUCCUCCCCCUGAUAUAGCCCCGCCUUAAUGUAUUUUCGUGCGCCUUCAGUUUGUUUUACAAUACAUUAUAAAAUGGCCAAAUAUAUUUUACAAACAUAAACAAGUAUUGUUAUGUUCAAUACUGUUGGUGUUUAU
Messenger RNA from Owenia fusiformis, 835 nucleotides. The record is from the annotation of a GenBank genome assembly. NCBI's taxonomy places the organism in Eukaryota, Metazoa, Annelida, Polychaeta, Sabellida, Oweniidae.